Molecule: messenger RNA, 2049 nt
Organism: Colletotrichum chrysophilum
Lineage: Eukaryota; Fungi; Ascomycota; Sordariomycetes; Glomerellales; Glomerellaceae
Exons: 2
Coding region: 1-2049 (682 amino acids)
Biological process (GO): glycerol-3-phosphate metabolic process
Cellular component (GO): mitochondrion; glycerol-3-phosphate dehydrogenase (FAD) complex
Molecular function (GO): glycerol-3-phosphate dehydrogenase (quinone) activity
Source: RefSeq, a predicted model, not a curated record
AUGGCUUCGCGCUUCUCCCGCCUGGCGAAGCCCAUCGCCGCCGCCACCGUUGUCGCAACCGGUGGUGUCGUCGGCUUCGCGGCCUUCUCCAACCGCACCUCACACACCGUCGACAAGCCCCUCGUCGAGCUCAAGCGCGACGCCCAGGGCCGCAUCGUUCCGCCGUCUUUCCCCUCCGUCAAGGACCGCGAGGCCCAGCUCGCCGACCUGCGCGCCCACGCCUCCGACUCCGCCGAGUAUGACCUGCUCGUCAUCGGCGGCGGCGCUACCGGCACCGGCAUCGCCCUGGACGCUGUCACCCGCGGCCUCAAGGUCGCCCUCGUCGAGCGCGACGACUGGUCCGCCGGCACCUCUUCCAAGAGCACCAAGCUCGUCCACGGCGGCGUCCGCUACCUCGAGAAGGCCAUCCUGAACCUCGACUACGCCCAGUGGCAGCUCGUCAAGGAGGCUCUCCACGAGCGCAAGACCUUCCUCACCGUCGCCCCCCACCUGUCCUCGUCUCUGCCCAUCGUCCUCCCCGUCCAGGAUUGGUACUGGGCCCCCUACGCCUGGGUCGGCACCAAGAUGUACGACCUGCUCGCCGGUUCCCAGGGCCUCGAGAGCUCCUACUUCAUGUCCAAGUCCAAGGCCCUCGAGGCCUUCCCCCUGCUCCGUAAGGAAGGCCUCUUUGGCGCCCUCGCCUACUACGACGGCCAGCACAACGACUCCCGCAUGAACGUCUCCCUCGCCCUCACCGCAGCCCUGUACGGCGCCACCGUCGCCAACCACGUCGAAGUCACCUCUCUGGAAAAGAACGCCAACGGCAAGAUCUGCGGCGCAAAGGUCCGCGAUGUUCUGAACCCCGCCUCCGAGUCCUUCACCGUCCGCGCCAAGGGCGUCAUCAACGCCACCGGUCCCUUCGCCGACGCCAUCGAGCGCAUGGACAACCCCAACCACAAGUCCAUCGUCGCUCCCGCUUCUGGCGCCCACAUCAUGCUCCCUGGAAACAUCUGCCCCAACGGUAUCGGUCUGCUGCAAACCUCGUCCGACGGUCGCGUCAUCUUCGUUCUCCCCUGGCAGGGUGCCACCCUCGCCGGAACCACUGAUACCGCAUGUGCCGUCGAGAAGGAGCCCAUCGCGCAAGACAAGGACAUCGAUUUUAUCCUGUCCGAGGUCAACAAGAUGAUCACUCCCGAGUCUGCUCUGUCCCGUUCUGAUGUUAUGGCUGCCUGGUCUGGAAUCCGCCCCCUGGUCAAAGACCCUAAGGCCAAGAACACCGAAUCCCUCGUUCGCUCCCACCUCGUCACCGUCUCCGACUCCGGCCUCCUCACCUGCGCCGGCGGCAAGUGGACUACCUACCGCCAAAUGGCCCAGGACGCCGUCGACGAAGCCAUCUCCGCCUUCAACCUCAAGCCCCAGUCCGGCCUGGUCCUCCCCGACAUCUCCGGCGCCGGCCUGCCCGGCCUCACCACUACCGGCUCCUGCAUCACCACCCGCGUGCCCCUCCUCGGCGCCCACGGCUUCUCCACCCAGCUCACCGGCCACCUCAUCUCGCACUUCUCCCUCGACCCGGACGUCGCGCACCACCUCGCCACCAACUACGGCGACCGCGCCUGGUCCGUCGCCGCCGUCUCCGCCGCCCGCAUCCUCCCCGAGUUCCCCUUCGUCGAGGGCGAGAUCCGCCACGGCGUCCGCGCCGAGCAGGCCAUGACCGCCACCGACCUCAUCUCCCGCCGCACCCGCCUCGCCUUCCUCGACGCUGAGUCCGCCCUCCGCGCCCUGCCCCGCGUCAUCGACGUCAUGGCCGAGGAGCUCGCCUGGUCUGACGCCCGCAAGGCCGCCGAGUGGUCCGAGACCGUCCGCUUCCUGCAGUCCAUGGGCCUGUCCCAGGACAAGCUCGGCGUCACCCGCGACGACAUGCUGAAGAGCAGCGGCGGGGGCGGUGCCAAGGCCCUCCCUGCUCCUUCCAAGCCCCAGGCCGCUGCUGCCUGUUCCGGCGGCAUCAAGGUCGGCCUAGGCGAGAUCCAGGCCGGCGGUGCGCUGGCGAGGAACGCUACCUCCCAGGCAUAA